AUGACCCGGAUACUUUUCGGGUUCGGACUGUCCAAACCCGCAAGACCCGUAUUGGAUACAUUGGUUCAAGUCUAUCCUCCAAGCCUAUUUGUGUCUUCAUUGAUUAAAGGUUCUGACUUUCGCAUUAUAUCCUCUACUCUAAGUGCUGUUCUUGAAUGUUAUUGCCAUAAGUGUAUGUAUUUGCAAGCUUUGGAGGUUUAUAGUAAGGGAAAGGAUUAUGGAGUAAGAGUUACUAUAGAUAGUUGUAAUGCAUUGCUCAAGUUGUUAAGUGAUGAAAAUGAGAUGAGAUUGGCUUGGUGCUUUUAUGGUUCAAUGAUUAGAAAUGGGGUUUUGGAGAAUCAGUUUACCUGGUCUUUGAUUGCGAAAAUUUUAUAUACAGAUGGAAAAUUUGAGAGAAUCGCCAGGAUUUUAGACAUGAGAAUAUAUACUCCUGUGAUGUAUAAUUUGUUAAUUGAGUGUUAUGGUAAAAAAGGAGAGUUCAGAGCUGCUUUUGGUUAUCUUGAUGAAAUGUGCAAUAAAAAAAUUGAGCCUAGUUUUAGUGCUUAUAGCUCGAUUCUUGACGGGGCUUGUAAGUAUCAAGAUGCAGGAGUGAGUGAUAAAGUAUUAAAUUCUAUGGUAGAGAAGGGUUAUCUCCCGGAAUAUCUUGUUUCUGAGUAUGAUUUUAUUAUUCAGAAACUUUCUGAUUUGGGAAAUACACAUGCUGCAGAUUUCUUUUUCAAGAAGUCUUUUGAUGAGAAUAUCCAACUUCAACAUAAUACCUAUGGAUAUAUGCUUAAAUCAUUAUCCAAGGAAGGCAGGGUGAAGGAUGCAAUUGCGCUGUAUCAUAUUAUGCUGGGAAGGAAAAUUUUGGUCAAUGAGAGUUGUUAUAUUGCAUUUACAAGUGUUCUUUGCAAAGAAAGCCCAUCAGAUGAAGUUAGCAAAUUGUUAAUUGAUGUGAUAAGAAGCGGUUCCUCUCCUGCAGCAGAACUUUCUGAAUAUAUUAAUAGACAGUGUGCUAAAGGUCGAUGGGGAGAAGUAGAAGAGCUCUUGAACGAAAUGCUUGAUAGAGGGUGUUUUCUAGAUUCUUUUUCAUGUGGUUCAUUGGUGAAACAUUACUGCUUAAGCAAACAAAUCGAUUCAGCCAUAGCGUUGCAUAAUAAGUUGAAGGGAAUUGAAGGGACUUUGGAUGCAAGAGCAUAUAAUGUACUUCUCACUAGGCUCUUCGAAGAGAGAAGGGUUGAAGAAGCACUCGGGGUGUUUGAAUACAUGAGAACACAUAAAAUGUUGAGCAGUGAAAGUUUUUCACUUAUGAUAAGAGGUCUUUGUCAGGGAAGGGAAUUAAGGAAAGCCAUGAAAUUACAUGAUGAAAUGUUAGAGCUAGGACUUAAGCCUGAUGGAAGAACGUAUAAACGACUAAUUUCUGGUUUUGGAUAA
This is a messenger RNA of Fraxinus pennsylvanica, 1413 nucleotides long. The record is from the annotation of a GenBank genome assembly. NCBI's taxonomy places the organism in Eukaryota, Viridiplantae, Streptophyta, Magnoliopsida, Lamiales, Oleaceae.